Molecule: messenger RNA, 1046 nt
Organism: Macadamia integrifolia
Lineage: Eukaryota; Viridiplantae; Streptophyta; Magnoliopsida; Proteales; Proteaceae
Product: probable transcriptional regulator RABBIT EARS
Exons: 2
Coding region: 204-1046 (280 amino acids)
Source: RefSeq, a predicted model, not a curated record
UCCACCACUUCAUCUCCCAAUCUUAGCAAAAUAAUAAGGACUUCUUUCCAGCUUCUCUAUCUUAAUUCUCAUUCAUGUAGCUUUCAUGUCGUUCAAUUGAUUGGGUACAGAGUUAGAUAACUGUCUCCUUCUAUAUCCAUCCUUCUCUUCUACUUUUUCUUUCUUCCUUUCCUUCCCAUCAACUCUGAUCUAAGGAGUAGUCGAUGGAGGAAGCGCGAUAUUGGAUGUGGGCCAAGAGGAAACAGUGUGUGAUGAGCUCCUAUGGUGAUUCCUGGGAAGAACAAGCCUUUGCAGAAGACUCAGCAGCUGGAUCUCUCGGAGGGUGUAUAUGGCCUCCCAGAUCUUAUUCUUGCAGCUUCUGUGGAAGAGAAUUCAGGUCUGCUCAAGCCCUAGGUGGUCACAUGAAUGUUCACAGAAGGGAUAGGGCUAGACUCAAGCAAUCUUCCUCAUCCCCACAGACUGAAAUUCUUCAUCAUCAGAUUAGUAUUCCUCCUAGCCCUAACACUAACACCAACACCAAUACUGCUGUUAUUGUUGCAUCAUCUCUAUCACCUGCUAGGGUUUCAGAACAAUCAAAAGCUGAGGGGAUUUAUAGUGAGCAGACCUUCUUACCUCCUUCAUUUUCUUCUUCUUCUACUCCUGUUAUUCAUCAUCAACAUCAACAACAGAGAAAAGGGUCCUUUUACUCUCUCCCUCCAUCCUGGUCCGAUUCCCUAGCUGUUAGGGUUUUCAGUACUGUCUCUGAUUCGGAGAAGAUUGAAGGAGACAAGAAUUCGAGGGAUGAUGGUGGUGAUAAGGAGGAGGAGGAGGCAGCUUUCAUUAGUAAGAGAAGAAAAAACAAUGAUAAAUCAUCUCUCCCUUUCUUCCUCAAUUCAAUUUCCAUUGGCAAACAUCAUCUCCAAUCGGAGGUGCUUGGAGUUUACGCGGCUCCCAUGGAGGAUUUAGAUCUUGAGCUGAGGCUUGGUGAUGGUCCCAAGGUUCUCAUUUUUUCUACGGUAAACUCCUAUCGGUCAGGUGCAAGCCCAAGAUUGCAGCUGAGAUUAUAA